UAGUGCCCUUGGUGGUGUCCUUGGUGGUGCCCUUGGUGGUGUCCUUGGUGGUACCCUUGGUGGUGCCUCUAGUGGUGCCUCUGGUGGUGCUCUUGGUGGUGCUUUUGGUGGUGGUAUCACUCUUGAUAGUGGUGAUGCCUCUGGUGGUGCUCUUGGCGGUAGUGGUGCCUUG
Messenger RNA from Racocetra persica, 172 nucleotides. The record is from the annotation of a GenBank genome assembly. NCBI's taxonomy places the organism in Eukaryota, Fungi, Glomeromycota, Glomeromycetes, Diversisporales, Gigasporaceae.